This is a messenger RNA of Doryrhamphus excisus (bluestripe pipefish), 1044 nucleotides long. RefSeq names its product small nuclear RNA activating complex, polypeptide 2 (gene snapc2). Gene Ontology annotation, molecular function: RNA polymerase II general transcription initiation factor activity. The record is from RefSeq and is a predicted model, not a curated record. Gene Ontology annotation, biological process: snRNA transcription. Lineage: Eukaryota; Metazoa; Chordata; Actinopteri; Syngnathiformes; Syngnathidae. Gene Ontology annotation, cellular component: nuclear body.
AUGGACUUCUCUGUGCUCAACAAGGGUGUGCCUUCUCGCUCCGUAUCUGAGAUCCAGUCUGUGGUGGAGUGUCUUCAGAACAAAGUAAUCUCUAGUGCCAGCCUCCAGAUGAAAAUGCAGAUGUUGGCAGAGAAGAAGGCGGAAGCGCCCAUCGACAAGUGGUCCCGCUUGGCCUUCGCUGUGAGCAGAAGCCACGAUGACACCAUUUCCGCCGCUUUCUCUCAGAUGUUGACUGUAGCGUCCACAGAACCUCGCAGCCUCCAGCUUCACACGUCUUUGCACAGUGAUCAUCAACUUGUUGGCCGUACUGUCCCUUUAAGAUCCAUGCCUGUACCUGUCAGAGCCCAGGUGGUGGUCAAGAAUCCACCAGCAACCGUGUCUGCAGCCGAAAGUCUAAAGCCGGUUCCGCCCAUAGCGACCACAUCCUCUUGCCAACAGACAGUCCAGGAGCCAAGAAGCCCCACCCACACCGCCAACACUCAUCCUGUGGUUUCACCUGCUUCUGUUGCAAGUCCCAGCCCUUCCCAGGCUCGCUCUCCGGGUUCUUCUCCUACCACAAGUGCCUCACUCUCACAGCACGCCAAUGCUUCUGUGGUAAACACCGGCAAGAACGUCGCCGAAAACAAUCCCAGGGAGCUGGGUGUUCAGGGUGUGGUGGACUUUGAGAGAAUCUACAACUACUUGAGCGCCGUCCACAAGCCGGAUAACAAGUAUGAGCUCACGGCCAUGGAGAGCGCCAUCGUCUUGGACCUUCUGAUGUCCCUCCCGGAGGAACUCCUCCGUUUGAACUGCAACAAACUGCAACGUCACCUCAUCCAGGAAUACCAGACCCUCUCACAAUCUGCCGACUCAAACACGGCCAAAGACAUUUUGCAACAACUAAAGACGGAGCAGACGGAGCCUCGGCAGGACACCAGCGGGACUUCGAGCACAAAUGAUGUCAAAUCAGGUGACAGCGGCCGAAUGAAAGACCCGAAGCCGAUUGGACGCUGCCCUCCCCUCAACCCUUUCAUGGUUCCACUGGACUUGUUAAAGCGCAUGUAG